Molecule: messenger RNA, 407 nt
Organism: Linderina pennispora
Lineage: Eukaryota; Fungi; Kickxellomycota; Kickxellomycetes; Kickxellales; Kickxellaceae
Exons: 1
Coding region: 59-355 (98 amino acids)
Source: RefSeq, a predicted model, not a curated record
ACCAUGUAUAUUCUUUGGUGUCAAUGCCAACGUGACAUCUUAUCUGCACACCUAGCAUAUGCGCCUCGGAAGCACAGUGCUGCAGCAGGUAUGCAAAGUGGAAGGUUUUGCGUCUCUUUGGAGUGGUGGGAAGAUGUCCACCUUGUGGCGGAUAAUUUUAGACAGAUCUGUGCAAAACAAGUUUUAUACCUCACUUCCGUGUAUCACAUUGUUACCUGAGGGACAGGUUGAAAAGAGGAUAAAUAGACCUAGGAUACGCCGCCAUCACUCGCAUUUCCCCUCAUUGCGGUAUUGGCCAGAGCUCUGCGUAGUUUGCGAGGGAACACAGGUAGGGAUGCCAGGAAAACUGACUUAAAAGUCACGCCUAUUCCUUGUGCUGGCAAGUCAAGUCUGGACGCUAUGUGACU